CGCGCAGCUCGGCGCGCCAAUCGCUGAAGACGGAGUUCUUGAGCCGCACAAAAUCGCAGUGGGCCGAAUCGUACGGGUCUGCGAAUCCCCAGGGGAACGCACGCCCCACGACGUCGGGCUCGUAGAUGUCCGGGCUUAUGAUGGACAUGGGGAUGAAGGGCGGCUCGUCGUCUUUGAGCUCUUCCUGUGUCCGGCUACGGCGGAUCGAGUCGCGCUUCGACAGCUUCGACGCGGGCGACGCGGGCGACGCGGCACCUGCAGAUGGUCCAUCAUCCUCGCCAUCCUCGCCAAGAACUUGCGGUUGUGCCUCGUCGGUUGGCGUGAUACGACCAUCUUGAACGGGGACUUCUUCGUCUUCGUCCUCCUCGGGCUCCUCGUCGAUCCUGCUAGAGUCAGGGCUCGACGAGUCGUCCUCGUCGAAGCCCAGCGCAUGGAGCGGGUCCAGGUUUGAUUUCUUCAAGCUGUCCCAGACGGUGCGCUUGAGCACGUCCAUGUGCUUGGUCGUGAUGGUGUCGGCCUUGGAGAUGACGGGGAUGACGGUGGUCUUACCCUGGAGGGUCCGCAGGACCUGCAAAUCCAGGUCCUCAUCCAGCCCGCCCACUAUGCGUGGCUGAACCACGUACUUGCCGUUGUGGCCGGUAGGCGCCUGUGCCUUGGCUGCCGCGAUGUUGCGGUCUAGGCGGGCAGGGUCCAGGACCAAGAAGACGGCAUGAAUGUGCGUGUCUUGUGCGCCAGGGGACCUCAUCACCUUCAUCUCCUCCGUGAAUGUGUCUUCGAACUUGCUCUCAAGGAAAGUGGACAUUUCGCGAAGCUGGAGGUCAACCACGUUCUUCUCCAGUCCUUCCGAGUCCCAGAGGGUGAGGCCGAUGCGCUCGCCGUCGAUCUCGGUCUCGAGGAAGUGUGGGAUGAAGUUGCCAACCGGCGGUGGCGCUGGAGUGAAGUCGUCCAUAUCGGCGGCGGUGCUCUUGGCCCGUUUCUUGGCAGGCAGGGCCAGGGAGGUCUUGAGGAACUCGAGGAACGACGUCUUGCCAGAGCCGCGGGUUCCGACUAUGAGAAUGCUACAGAGCGCAGUAGGGGAGAGCGUCAGCGGUCAGGAACAAAAGCCGAGACAGCCAAGGCGAAUUGAGACUCACUUGAAAGGGGUUGGGUCCUUGCGCCUGCGGACCCUCCUGGGGUUGUUUACGGUGCUGACAGCGCUGCUGGCAUAGCUAUAGCGGCCGCGAUGGGUCAUGCUCUCGGUGCGGGCGUAGGGGUCGACCCAGGCGCCCUGAGGGAUUGGCGGGACGGGAAGGGGGACAUUGACGACGGAGCGGGAGCCCGGGUCGUACGAGGGCCUGGACAGCAUGGAGUGGUUGUCGGCCAUGGGCGAGGCGUGGCCCGAGACGAUGGCGAUGGAGUCGGGGCGCAGGGCGUCGCCGCCAAAGGUCUGCAGCUCCGGGGCGGGCGCGCCAUUGUAGAGGACGGGCAGGCGGGGCGGCGACUUGGGGAUGGACGCGUCGCGCUGCCUCUGCAGCUCGGCCUCGCGGGCCUGGGCCUUCUUGCCCUUCAGGUCGCCCGACUUGCUUCGUCGCAGCAGCAUUCCGAGAGAAGAACGGCGUGGUGGUGGACUCAUAGUACUAGGUGAGUCCAGGGACGGCGACGGCUUCGCCAGAGCGUGCGAGGGGAGCCGGUCGCGGUGGUGGUGAUGAUGGUGGUGGAGGUGGUGGUGGGAGGCUGCUGCCGCGACAGGGCCUUCGCCCAUUGAUCGGCGCAGACGCAGGGUGGCACGGCCGUUGGGUGGCUCCGACAGCUUUUGGGCUUCUGGGGCUGCAGGUGACUGCUGUCGUUUCAAAGGCCAGGCUGCGCUUGCCAGACCAAAUUUCCACUGGCUGGUGAGGUGUUAGGCGGCUGGGCAGGGGGGCUGUCGGGCGGCAAACGCUAUGGAUUGGCUGCGUUGUGUUGCUCCUUCCUGUGCGACGAUGCUGCCUUAUUUUGGACGCUGGACGGUUGGUAGUCGCGAAUCGUGCUGCAUCAAAUUGUCAGACGGGGCCGAGGAAACAAGAUUCAUCUCCAGACGAACAGCGCAACUGCCUUAGCAGCCAGCAGCUAGCACCCGGCUCUGAGCAGCGAGGCGAGGCAUGGCCACCAUGGUCAGGGCGACGAAGCACCCCGGAUGUGCACAUCACAACCGACAGCGCCAAAGGAUCCCUUCCCCCAAGUCUGGUGGGAUGGGAUUGGGCAGACGGCUGUCGCGCCAGUCAGAAGGGGUCGCAAACUAGACCUACCUCAGUCUCGCUCCAAAAUACGAUCAAUUCCAAGGAACCGCGGCCUCUCCCUUUUUCUGGUUGCUGUUGUUUUUGUGUGUGUUUUUGAUUCGAUGCCGGUUCGAUGUCGAGGUCGGAAAAAAAGCAGGCGCAAUGAUGUGGCUGGUAAACACUGUCCGGACAGAUUCGGUAAUGUGCAAAAAAGAUACUGACGCAAGCGUGCUGCGGUCGGUCGCAAGAUUGUUCUUGGCGCGCUUUUUGGGUUCUUUCCUGAGCUGAAAAUCACGCAACAAAGGGGGGGCCUUUUGCCCCGACGCAGCGUGGCGGCGCCAGUGCCAUUGGUUCCCAUGCUAAGUGCGGCACUUGAUGGUGGGCCGCUCGACGCGCCGGCCAGGAAGGAGAGAAGGAUGAGUGGGAGACUUACUAUGUGCACCAGACGGCUCUUGGAGGCCGAGUUCGCCGUCCGAGCGCGGGCCUAUCAAGCACCGCUGGCAGUCGGUGGGAGAGGCGGCGCCAAUGAAGGGGAAAGUAAGGGCACAAAGGAGAGUCCAGAAGCGUGUGGGCUCAAGAGACGGACCAAGGCUAAGGCUUUCGUUCCAGAGGAAAGUGAUCAAGUGUGUCGAAGAAUAAGGAAGAAUGAAAAUGCAGCGGCGCAACCCAGGCCGUCUGUCCGUGGUGUUUUUCCCUUGGUUGUCUCUGUUGUCGAGCGCGAGAGCUGGCUGCGAGCGAAAAGGAAGGAGAAGGAAAAAGUGGUAAAAGUGAGGCUGGCCCAAAGAUGUCCCCUAAGCGAAAAGGCAAGUCCUGGCAAAUUAAUUUGGACCUGCCUCCCGCUGAUUAGGUACAUGUUAUACAUGCAACACAGGGUGCCAAAUCCCUCGGGCGGCCAUCACAAGCAAAGUGAACAAAGAAAAGAAAAAAAGGGGGCGCGUUUAAAUUGGCAGGUCUGCUGCCAGACCCGGGGGAUAGCUCAGGCUCUAAUAAGAUGUUGCUGCUGCUAUUCUACCACAAAAUCAUUUGUGCACACGUGCGAGCAUGACAUACCCAAAGCAUUUAAGCAUUUAAAGCAGUUAUAUUUAAAUAAUAAAAAUGACGUUUUUUCAACAAAAAAGAAAAAAUUUAUUAAAUUAAAUUAA
Gaeumannomyces tritici R3-111a-1 is the source of this 3376-nucleotide messenger RNA. RefSeq lists its product as hypothetical. Bases 2591 to 3376 code for a protein of 261 amino acids. The record is from RefSeq and is a predicted model, not a curated record. Lineage: Eukaryota; Fungi; Ascomycota; Sordariomycetes; Magnaporthales; Magnaporthaceae. The transcript has 6 exons.